CUCCAAUCCGUUCCUCCCCGUAGCCUCCUCACAGAGCUACAGAACCUGGCGCACCUGAGACCCCAGGAAGCACCGAUCAUCCCAGCCCCGGCCCUGCCAGCCCCGCCGACGACGAACCUCGGGGCUCAACCUUCGAAGGAUGACAUUCGGGAGGCCCUUACAGACCGUGACCAUGUCUACAAGGGCCUCCUCACCAGCUCUGAGCAUGCCCUCGAGGUGAAGGAACAGUACAUGUCGCUCAAUGACAAGAAGGGGCGGACAAAUGUUCCAGCUGCGACGGACUUCCCGGCGGAUUUUGCGGGCCAGAGCGAACUGGUGCGCCGAUUGUUCGUGGCCAUGACGGACAUCGAGUCAGCCAUUGACGAUACUCGUCAAAAGAGGAAGUCCAACAAGAGGAAGGCUGGUGAGUUGGAGGACGAGGAGGAAGAGCCACAGGAAGAUGCUGGGAUAGCCGACAGCACUCAUGUGGCUCGGAUAAAGAAUGCCGCCAAUCUCGAGAUCGAGAUUGCUUGCUGGGACACUCUGGUUAGUAUCUAGAUCUGCUGCUAACUUGCCACGAACAUUGAUUAACUCAGCAAAAUAGAUUGCAGCAAAGGAGGCUCAGGACGGCAUUGUCCACGCAGGCUCAUGGAGGGGCGUGACCUGGCAUUACGACAAGUUCCCGACCUUCAUGGAAAGGUUCGAAAAGAUCGAGUAUGCCUUCAGGGUAAGCAUUCGUCAAUCCUCUCACCUCUAACCAGCUUGCCAAUUCUGACUACUAUCCCAGCACUCCAAGGGCGCAGUCCACGGAGUGAUGACCAGUGACUUCGCUCGGCGAUUGGCAGCGGCUCCCAACCAGGAGUACAAGGUAAGCUU
Molecule: messenger RNA, 855 nt
Organism: Phialemonium atrogriseum
Lineage: Eukaryota; Fungi; Ascomycota; Sordariomycetes; Cephalothecales; Cephalothecaceae
Exons: 1
Coding region: 232-537 (101 amino acids)
Source: RefSeq, a predicted model, not a curated record